AUGACGUACGAUAACGAAAACUUAAAUUCUAGUAACAUAUCUGAGACUGCCGAGGAAGCAGGGUUGAGUAAAUCCACCCACUGCCUCCUUCCAGAUCAGCCUUUAGUUAAGCAUGCACAGUUGGAAGUUGAUAACCCUCCCCCGCCGCACGACAUCUGGCAGAUCCUAGAUUGGGUUUGUGGGUCUCGAUUAAUAUCUAUACUGGGAAUACUAUUACUAUUACUAUUACUAUUGGCAUUAGCAUUAGUAUUACUAUCAAUGAUAAACGAGGUUGACGCAAUAAGAGCUCAAUGUCGUAAGAUUCUAGCUGACCUCAAGGCCAUCGCAGCCCAAUGA
This is a messenger RNA of Nematocida homosporus, 336 nucleotides long. RefSeq lists its product as uncharacterized. Bases 1 to 336 code for a protein of 111 amino acids. The transcript has a single exon. Lineage: Eukaryota; Fungi; Microsporidia. The record is from RefSeq and is a predicted model, not a curated record.